Messenger RNA from Nylanderia fulva, 1363 nucleotides. Lineage: Eukaryota; Metazoa; Arthropoda; Insecta; Hymenoptera; Formicidae. The record is from RefSeq and is a predicted model, not a curated record.
GCAGACUUUGCGUGGGAUCCGUCUAUCCAGCAUAGCACCGAUAAUCGACACGUGAGCCAGUUGAGUAUUUUUAUUCGAAUCGUCCAAAACGAUUUCUCAUGUGUCGAGGAGCUUUUAGACUUUGUUGCUUUGCAUGAUACAACUAUGGGUAUAGAUAUCUUCAGAGCUGUAGAAAAAACUCUCAAUAAAUUUAAUUUAGAUUUUACAAAAUGUUCGUCUAUAAUAACAGAUGGUGCCAAAGCGAUGACAGGUUCAAAAAAUGGAUUCCUCGGUCAGAUCAGACAGCGAGAUUUAAAAUUUCCGAUGAUUCAUUGUAUUAUUCAUCAAGAAGCGUUAUGCGGGAAAGCUGUUAAACUUAGUAGUGCUAUGCAAACGGUAACGCAAAUUGUUAAUUUUAUUAAAGGUGGUCAUAAAUUUCUUUCCCAUCGCAAGUUUCAACACUUUCUCGAAGAGCAUAACGCAACUUAUACCGAUCUCCCUUUAUAUUGCGAGGUCCGCUGGCUUAGUGCCGGAAAAUGUUUAGAGAAAUUUUUUGCAAUAAGAAAAGAAAUCUUCCUUUUCUUGCAAGAAAUAUCUGUUGCAAAAUGCGACGAAUAUAAAUUUUUUCUAGAAGAUUUAGAAUUUCUCAGUGAGCUCGCUUUUAUUACUGAUUUGACUAACCAUUUAAAUAUUUUAAAUUUGAAGCUUCAAAGACCGAAUCAAGUUAUUUCUCAAUUAGUUAGCGCCAUUGAUUCUUUCCGUAGACAGUUAUUAUUAUUUAAAAAUCAUAUAGUGACAGAUAAUUUACAUUUUUUCCCAUCUUGUCAAGUUCUUUUCGAAGAGCAUGGCAAAAGUUGCAAUUUUCAGAAGCAUCUCCAGUUAAUCGAUUCACUUAUUAGUCAAUUUAAUACACGGUUUAGUGAUUUUGAAAUGUUGAGAAAUGAUCUUAUUCUUCUCGAGAAUCCUUUUACUGCGCAAAUCGAAGAGCAAAAUAUAGAAUUGCAACAGGAACUUUGUGAUUUACAAUCUGAACUUUCCCUUAAAACGCGACCGGAAAAAGGAAUAGAAGUUUUUAAAAUUUUAGACGUAGCGACUUAUCCGAGGCUUAGAAAUUUCGGUCUUCGAUUUUUUUCUAUGUUUGGCUCGACUUACUUAUGUGAAUGCUCUUUUUCAAAAAUGAAAUAUAUAAAAACCGACAGACGCUCUUGUUUGAAGGAUGCAUCAUUAUCUUCGUUGAUGCGAAUAAGUACUUCAAAUAUUGAAAUAGAUGUUCCAUCUGUUAUCGAAUCGUACGAACGGCGUAGUCGCACAAAAUUUUAAUUUUUGAUUUUUCUAUCGUUUUUGCUCAUUUCUUAAUUCUUCUUUUUAAGUGGACUAGGCCUAC